CAAAGGCACCUACACAAGCGACUGCAGGUGCGCAGAAGCCGGCUGCCGCAGCGCAGAAGACAGCUGGUAGGUUACGUGCAUAGUAGAAUGGUUGUCAAGGUGUUGAGACGUGUCCUAGGUACUGCGACUGGCACCGCCCAGAAGACCACAGGACAAGCGACCGGAGCCGUGAACAAGACUGUUGAUCAGGGCACUGGAGCCGUUAACAAGGGUGUAGGCGCAGCAACCGGUGGGCUGGACAAAGUCACCGGCGGCCGGUCGGCGCCUGUCUCGAAGACAGCGGGUGGAGCCGUCAAGGGAGCCACAGGGACGGCUGGUAACACGGCCAAGAAUGUUGGCGGAACAGCUCAAGGAGCGGUAGGCAACCUGGCCAAGACCGGGCAGAACACUGUUGGCGCUAUUAGGCGUGGUGACAUUGCAGGCACUGCAACCGGUCUGGCUUCCGGUGUGGGGGAGACGGUUGGCGGCGCCGGUGAAGGAGUCAACAAGACCGUAGGAGGACUUGGUGACGGCGUCAACAACACUGUCGGUGGAUUGGGCAAGAAUGUCGGUGACACCAUCGGCGGCCCAGGCGGCAAGCUUGUGGGCGGUGCUACCGGCAAUGUGGGCAAGACCGUCUCAGGAACAACGGCUGGCCUUGGCAAAACA
Molecule: messenger RNA, 648 nt
Organism: Baudoinia panamericana UAMH 10762
Lineage: Eukaryota; Fungi; Ascomycota; Dothideomycetes; Mycosphaerellales; Teratosphaeriaceae
Exons: 3
Source: RefSeq, a predicted model, not a curated record